Messenger RNA from Macrosiphum euphorbiae (potato aphid), 1464 nucleotides. The record is from the annotation of a GenBank genome assembly. NCBI's taxonomy places the organism in Eukaryota, Metazoa, Arthropoda, Insecta, Hemiptera, Aphididae.
AUGUCUCCUAAAAAACAAACUCAACGUGGCGGAGAACCAAGUGGUAGCAGAAAAUUGGCUAGAAGAGGUCGAAAAUCACAUAAAUCAUUGUCAUCUAAUACACCAACUACUAACAAUACCAAAGCUGACAGUAAAUCUACUUCAAAAAUGCAUGCAGUUGUUAAUAAAAGAGUACUCUCGUUAUCUAGGUUAAAACCUAUUCAAAUUAACUGCGAUUCAGCAGUGUCGUAUGUAACAAAUCAAGAAGAACCUGAUGAUAUUGAAAAAUUAAUUACAGAGGAUGUAUUGGACAGCAUACAAUGGGAAUUAGAAUCUAUGUUAACUGGUAUAAUUGUACGUAAAAGACAAAUAAAAAAUGAUUCUAAUUUGAUUUCUUCUGUGCAAGAAACUGGUUCUCAAAAUAAUGUAGAAAAUAACUCUGAACAACGUAUGAUUGUAGCAAAAGUGAAUGCAAAAAUAUUUCCCGAUGAUGAAAGUUCUUCAAACUUAAACAGUGUUAAAUAUGAAAAUGAGCUACCUCCUGCUACUGAAUCAGCAAAAAAAUUUUGGUCUCUAGUUAAACCUUAUAUUGCUGAUGUAAGUGAAGAAGACCUCAAAUGGUUAGAAGAUUUGGUUAUGUCUUAUGCCUCUAAACUUGAAGAAAUACCACCUUUAGGUGAACAUUAUACAAAACGCUGGGUGAAAGAAGAAUUAAAAAUGCAAAAUCAACAAGCUUCAAGCUCUCAUCAGCCAGAUAUUAAAACUAGACUAGCUGAUCGAGUAUCCCCUGAUGUGGUAGAACUAAUUAAUAGAGCUAAUAACGCUGCACGUGGUGGUAAUGAAUCAACAAAAAUAUAUCAAAAAGUUAUUGCAGCUAUUUUAGAACAUUCAAAUAUGUCUCAAAAUGACAAUGAUAAUGGUAGUGAUAUUGAUGGUGAUGCUGAAGACAAACUAGAAGAAAUGAGCAAUUUUUGUGAAGAAUUUUAUAGGGAACAAAAUAUUAGAAAACAACUGCAGAAAUUAGGAUUGAUUGAUAAUAAAGGCAAGCCAGUGACAUCACCCUCAAGUUUACCUCAUUCCUCAUCACAAGCUACCAAUGAGAAUGAUGAAAUUUUAGAAGAGUUAGUUAAAUGUGAUGCUGCGUUAAGUAAUUUACAAGAAAUGAACAAAAAUCAUUUAACUGAAUUAUUAGAAAGAUGCCGUGAACGUCGUUCUCAACAAAAGAAAAAAAAUAAACUCCAAAAACUGGAUAAUCAGAUUUUAAACAUGAAAAAACAAGGCAAUUCACAAAAAAAAGAUGGAAAGACUGCACAAACGGGAAAAGAAUAUGAGAACAUGAGAUUUUUAUUAGAUAAACGCAGUAAGUACAUUAUGCGGUUGCAAUCGUAUAAUACAGAUCCUACUGAAAAUGAUGACUCUGAAUUAAGUGAUGAAGACGAAUGUAUUGUUAUAUCAGAUGAUUGUAUAGUUAUAUCCGACAAUUAG